AUGGAGGCGGAGCUGCUGGUCGCCCUCGAGCAACUGGAAGCGGUCGAGGCCGCGCUGCUGACGCACCCGGCCGACGCCGACCUGCUGCGGGCCAAGGCAGAACUCACCGAAUUGCUCACCCUCUCCUCCCUCCUUCAUGCACCCACCGCCAAUCUGGUCGAUGCUGGUGCUGAAGAUGGAGAUGGCGACAAGGGGGUGGCCGACAUGUUCGGUGGCAACGACGACGAAUGGGAACGCACGCACAAGCGCGAGUUCGAACUUCACACCGAACGACAGAAGCAGGCCUUCAGCACUUCAUCAUCCGCUACCCCAGCCUCAUCAGUAACAACUUCAUCUUCAUCAUCUUCAACAAAGCGCAGCGGCGAAGGCGACGACGUAGAGGGCGAGCAGGCCGGCUGGCUGGCGUGUCGCGUAGUAGUGACCGAGAGCUUGGGUGGCGGCUUCGGCGGACCACGGCAGCGGCGGGUGUGGCGCGAGGGCCUGCUCCACUCGCGGGCGCCCGACGACGCCGGGCGGUACCGGGUGACGCUGCUCCACUCGCGGCUUGUCCACGAGGUGCGGGCCGAAGACGUACUCCUCCAGGGCGCCACGCUCAAGCACCUCAACCACCACGCGAAGGCCGGCGAUGACGGCGGCAGAAAGCGAAAGCGAAGGCGGGUGGGUGGCGGCGAAAGCGAAGACGAUGAGGAAGAGGAGAGUAGCGGCAGCGACGACGGCUUCGCGGGGUUCAGCCUGAUGCGAGCCACGGGCGGACACGACUACGUGGUGGGCGCCUGGGAGAGUCAUACCAGCGGGAUCGGCUCCCGACUGCUCGCCCGGAUGGGCUACACGCCCGGCAAAGGACUGGGGCGAGGCGGCGAGGGAAUAGUGAAGCCGCUGGGCAUCGGCCUCAAGGCGCCGUCGCGCAAGAAGGAGCUGCUCGGCCUGGGCCACGACGAGCGGACCAGCAAGCGCGGCAAUGAUGGCGGCGACGGCGCUGACGAUGACGGCGAAGGCAGGCGCUCGCAGGCCUUUGACGAGGCCGGCAACCCGAUCCCGCGCAAGCGUCGGCGCGGCGGCAAGAAGAGUCGGAACAAGAAGGCCGCCGCGGCGAGGGACGACGAAGGCGAGAAGAAGACGUCGGACGUGUUCGGCUUCUUGAACGAGAUCGGGCAGGUCGGCGGCACCGCCAAGACCGGCGGAGGCGGAGGCGGCGGCGGCGAAGAGCGGCAGAAGAGGGAAAGGGAGCAGGAGAAGAGGGAGGACGGGUACAAGAAGAUGAGCGCCAAGGAGCUGCAGGACAGCCUCAAGAAGAAGAUCAUCGAGAAGGACGACGUCAGCUCUAAGAUCAAACACCUCGAGGAGAGCGUACAGCGAAACAAGGACAGAGAUCCGGCGAUGGCGGCGCAGGCGAAGCAGCGGAUGCGAGAGGCGCGGACCAGGCUGCACACGCUCCACGCCGAGAUCAAGGAGCUCGCCACGCGCGUCAAGAUCAAGGAGGGCACCAAGAAGACCAUCGUCUUCUGA
Molecule: messenger RNA, 1506 nt
Organism: Acanthamoeba castellanii str. Neff
Lineage: Eukaryota; Discosea; Longamoebia; Acanthamoebidae
Product: G-patch domain containing protein
Exons: 3
Coding region: 1-1506 (501 amino acids)
Biological process (GO): negative regulation of DNA-templated transcription; regulation of transcription by RNA polymerase II
Cellular component (GO): nucleus
Molecular function (GO): DNA-binding transcription factor activity, RNA polymerase II-specific; RNA polymerase II cis-regulatory region sequence-specific DNA binding
Source: RefSeq, a predicted model, not a curated record